UUUACUGAAAGCUGAAUCUGGAGAGAAUUCGAAAGUGGUGCUGUGGAUUAGUUACUGCAAGAAGCUUCCCUGCAUAGCUGAGACGAAGAGAUUCAGGGUUUUCUACCAGUUUUUUGCUUGUUGGAGUUUCAGUGCUGGCUAAGGAUUUGGAUAACUGCAUCCAGUUAUCUAAAGAAGCAAUGAAAGGAUGUAUACAAAACAAGUCAGGGAUUUAUAGAAAGAAUAGGUUUGAUGUAAAUCACCAUGGUCCUCUCUGGCUGCUACAGAACAUGCUGGAAUAUUAAUAUGGGUGUUGAAGAAGCUGUUACUGGAGAAUUGCAUGUGACCUGGACUGAAAGGGUUCUCUGCAUUGAAACAAACAUAUUUUACUAUUGUCUCCAGUAGAUGUAAAAAGGGCACGCUGCAAGAAAAGUUGGAUUACAGAUAAAUUAAAUGAAUAGAUUGUUUUUUAAGGAUUAGUCCUGACUUUAUUUCUGGAUUCAUCUGUUAAUAUCAAGGAGGGAACACGCAGUGAGAAUGCAAAGUGCUUAAAUAUCCAAGGUUUACAAUCCAUCGAAAGAAUUUCUCAGUCUGGAUUCAGAUAAUGGAAGAGGAGGUGAACACCAUGCCUGAUCUGAGCCCCCUGUCUCUGUUUCUGGGCAUUACUCCUGAAGACCACCUGUGUGCUCCUCCCCCCAACUUUAUUACCAAGGUGCAGAAGUGCAGACAGGCAGUCAGUGCUUUGGAAGAGAGCCUAGAAUCUGAUCUACAUGUUGUGAACAAGAUCCGAAAGAGCGUCCGAUCGAUUUACAGCUCAGGGAUUACUCAUGUGGAAGCCCAGGAGGCAUACAUGGAAGCCCUUCAGUGUUUAGGCAGUAACCAGAUCUCCUCCAACAACCAUGAACUCUCUACAGGUUUCCUAAACCUAUCAGUACUCUCAAGGGAGCUCAGUGCACUCUUCAGCAACAUGAUACACAAUCUUAAUAGCAUCCUCACAUUUCCUCUAGACUCUAUGCUACGUGGAGAUUCAAAAGAUAGCAAAUUGGAUCUAAAGAAACAGGCUGACAGGAGCUGGAAGGAAUAUGAAAUAAAAGUGAUGAAGAAAGGUCGCUCAGGCAGUUCUCGAGGCGAUACUGAAUCCAGUGAGGAAGCAGAAAGGGAGCGCAAAGUAUUUCAGUUGCACUUGUGUGAGUAUCUGAUCAAACUGGGUGAAGCACAGAUAAAACAAGGUCCUGAUUUCCUCCAGUGUCUCAUAAAAUUCUUUCAGGCACAGCUCAAUUUUUUUCAGGAUGGAUUAAAUGCAGCACAAAGUCUUCUUCCUUUUAUUGAAAAACUCUCUGGUACACUGCAUAAUAUACAUCAUACUCGGGACGAAGAGCUAAAGCAACUUUCAGAGCAUCGUGAUAACCUACAGAAACAGCUUCAGAUAGACAAUAAAGAGGAUGGCCUAAGCAGAAAGGAUUCUGGGACUGGUUAUAGUUUGCACCAACCUCAAGGAGAUAAGCAAUAUGGCACAGAGAAAUCUGGAUUUCUGUACAAGAAAAGUGAGGGGAUUCGGAAAGUUUGGCAAAAAAGAAAAUGUGGAGUAAAAUAUGGAAAUCUAACAAUAUCCCACAGUACGAUCAAUCGCCCUCCUGCUAAGAUUAAAUUGCUGACUUGCCAUGUGCGUCCUAAUGUUGAAGACAAACGGAACUUUGACCUAAUAACACUUGCUGCAUUUAACUGUGCAGAGAUGUACAGAACACAGUUGUCACAGUUGUCACGUACAAUCACAGUCGUCCAGGGGCAGCAGAUCCUGCCCAGAAAUUACAAAACAUGGGACACAGAUAAUAGAACCUAUCACUUUCAGGCCGAGGAUGAAAAUGAGGCUCUGGUCUGGAUCUCUGUGCUACAGAACAGUAAGGAUGAAUCCAUGAAUGCAGCAUUUGGUGGAGAUGGAGGAUUCAUAGACAGCCCCCACCAAAUAAACAAGCAGAUUAUUAAUGAGAUUAGGUCCUUACCUGGGAACCAAGUGUGCUGUGACUGUGGAGCACCAGAACCAUCCUGGGUCUCAACUAACUUGGGAAUUCUAAUCUGUAUUGAGUGCUCUGGAAUCCACAGAGAUCUGGGUGUGCGCUACUCCCGGGUCCAGUCUUUAACCCUUGACCUGCUUAGCACCUCUGAGCUACUGCUUGCCGUUUCUGUUGGGAAUACUAAACUCAAUGAAGUACUGGAGGCAACACUUCCAGCAUUUAACACCAAACCUAACCCUACUAGUGAUAUGAUCACUAGGAAGGAUUAUAUCUCUGCCAAAUAUGUGGAACACAGCUUUGUGAGCAAAGAUCGGACCGAUUCCUUUCACAGAGUCCGUGCUGCUAUUCAGAGCUGCGACUUGACUGCUCUGCUUCAGUGCAUGGCAAGUGGUGCCGACCUGAGCAAACCAAUACCCAGUAUGGACAGCCAGGACUUAAGUGAGUCCCCUUUGCACUUUGCUAUUCGUAUGUCUGACAGGAGCUCCCUCCCAGUAGUGGAUUUCAUUAUCCAGAAUGGAGGAGCUUUGGACAAAGUGACUACAGAUGGACAUACUGCACUUCAUUAUGGAGUAAAAUAUAACAAACUGGACUGUAUUCGACUUCUCUUGAGAGCCAAAGCAUCUCUAACUGCAGGGAAUAAUGAUGGAUUAACCCCUUUGAUGCUGGCUCAAAGUAUGAAGCAUACAGACUGUGAAGAGCUGCUUGAAAAAGCAGCAACAGGAUGUUUUGUAUGUGAUGUGGAUUUUGAUUGGUUCCAUCAAGAUGAGGAAGAAAGCAAUAGUGAAGACGAUGAAGGAGAAAAGACCAUCUCUUUGUCAACGCCAAUCAAGCUCCCUCCCCGGCACAGCUCCAUGGGUUUGGACAUCAGCAACAAGACAUAUGAAACUAUAAAUAUUCCUCAGAGAGGACCACCUCCCCACAGAUCCAGGAGUCUGGAGACCCCACCACCCCUUCCUGCAAAAACUCAUCCUCGUAAGUGCUCAGAAUUUUCACUCCAGUCCUCUUUUACCUCAAAUCGUCCUCUCAGCACUAUCAGCCAGCCAUCUACAAGUGAGGAAUGGGAGGGUUUACAAGAAGCUGGGUUGCAACGGCGGUCAUCUGAACCUCCACGAUGCUCCAUGGACCAUUCUUCCUUCCCUCUGAAAUCCAACACAGAUGGAGUGAAGUCAUACAGGAGAGUUAAAGGGACCUGUACUGCCCUACCACACUCAGAUUUUCCACCACAUGGCAGAGCUUCUCUCCUUGGCUCUUCCCCAUUCUGUCAUCCUGACUCUGAGAAUCUCACAGGUGGCAUAAAUAGGAAAAGAUGCUCCCAAGAUGAAAAUCUGCAACAAUCACCAAAGUGAUAACUGUUCCCCCAAAGGAAUGCCAUGUGACCAGAAAAAGGGGACUCAGUGUCUGUUCAUUCUUCUGUAUAUUUUGAGUGUCUUCAGUGGACCGUCAAGGGACUUAAAAACAUUUCAAGGACUGUUGGCUGCUAAUGCGAAAAAAGUCAAAGUAGUCCUGGAUUAGUAUGUAAAUAUAUACUGUAUAUAUAUAUUCUCUUCAUCUUAUCAUACUCGUGUGUAUGUUUAUGUACAUAUAAUGUUGCAUUAUUGCAGGACAUUCGCGGGCGAGUGCCUUGCCAUUUAUCUUUUUUAAUCAUUUGACUAUAAGAAUUCAAAAGAUUUCAGUAAUAGUACCCCAAUGCUGAUGCACACCAGAAAAAUUUAAUCAAAAAAAGAUAAAUAAAUUAAAACAGGUUUAAAAAGAUGUUGGCAAUGUGCAAUGCAUAAGUGCCAGUGGACAGAAGUCACAAGGGAUCACUGCAUUUAGUACAGGAAUCGUAUGCAUCUUGCAGUGCAGUAGGACUAACUGAGCAGUUCCAAGUGUAGAGGCAUUCACCACUGUGAGUUCCACAACCACAAACUUGCUGCAAAUAUAUUAACAAUGUAUUGUGGUGUUGGUGGCCUUGAAGAAAUUUUCAUGGUUAUUUAUGUAAUGUUCAUGCAACCUACAUGUCCAGUAUGAAAUUGGGGAUCUGGGUCCCUUAGCAUAAGUGUAUAUCUUAGGGGCACAUUUACAAAGGCACGAAUGCUCGAGCGUUCAUGCGAACGCUCUGAGCGUAUUUUCGUCGAUUUUUUUCGGGCGUCCGGAUGACUUUUUCGUACGCCGCAUGACUUUUUCAGACGUUUGCACAAAAAAAUCGGAAAGGUUUUACCACUGUUUACAAUUGUUCAGUACGAAAAUUUAGUGACUUUCGGAUCGCCAAUACGAUAUUUUCGUGACGAAUACGAUUUUUUCGCAAGCAUUUUCGUGAUAUUUGCGAUCUUCAGAAAUUUUCGUUUCCAAUCCGAUUUUUUCCCAUUCGUGAUUCGGAUUCGUGGAUUAGUAAAUGUGCCCCUUAUAGUUGCUUAAUAGAAAGGCAGGGCCAUGAAAUUAAGGUGAGCUGAAUACAUCCAAUACAAUGAGUCCAUUAAAAAUAUACAAUUCUUUGUACUAUGAAUUGGUUAUAUAAACUAUAAUAUCAGAAUCUUUCUAGUUAUGAGUUUGGAUUAGGCUGAGCUUUGUUAUUUACAAAAACAAAACUAGGCAGCAAUGAUUCCUCUAGCUUUAGUUAUUUUAUUGUAUGUGUCACUGUGACCUAAUCUGUAAUGGGUGAUAGAAAUAUAUAUAUUAUCUUUUUUUGUUAGUGAUCAGAGGUAACCCUCUAAUCCCUGCAACGAGACACAGCGGGAAGUACCAAAUCAUACAUGUCAAUUCAAAAAUGAUAAUUGACUUGAUAGAAUAGUAUGUUUUUUUUGUUAUCUGUGUAUUCUUCCCACCUCCUGGGUCAACUGUCUAGUAUUUUUUAGUAUUUCACAAAAUAAUCUGUACCACUAUACUGUUAGUAGCAUGCUAAUUUUUUUUUACAUUGAAUAAAUAUAUUGUUUGUACUUUUCAUUGAAUUAUUCCUUUAUUAAAAAUUACAACUCAGGUCUAGGGUUCCCAGACUGAAGGGCUUGGCACUUUAUAGUAUCCCAGAAGUUCUGUACCCAGUUUUUUUUUAUUAUUAUCGUUAUUAUAGUUAUGUAUAUAUCUUGUGUAUUGAACCUUUUUGAUCCAGGAGGACGAUAUUUCGUCCCACUGUAUACUUGUAAGUAUAUUGUUGGGAUGACAAUAAAACUCUACUUACUUACUAAAA
This is a messenger RNA of Xenopus tropicalis (tropical clawed frog), 5154 nucleotides long. RefSeq names its product ArfGAP with SH3 domain, ankyrin repeat and PH domain 3 (gene asap3). Bases 584 to 3337 code for a protein of 917 amino acids. NCBI's taxonomy places the organism in Eukaryota, Metazoa, Chordata, Amphibia, Anura, Pipidae. The record is from RefSeq and is a predicted model, not a curated record. Gene Ontology annotation, molecular function: GTPase activator activity. Gene Ontology annotation, cellular component: cytoplasm. The transcript has 26 exons.